CAGAGAGCCCAGCCCGAGCGGAGCCGGCGCGGAGCGGGAGCGCGACGCUGCCUGAGGUCCCUGAGCCGCUCGCCAUGGCUGGCCCGCAGCAGCAGCCCCCUUACCUGCACCUGGCCGAGCUGACAGCGUCCCAGUUCCUGGAGAUCUGGAAGCACUUCGACGCAGACGGAAAUGGGUAUAUUGAAGGUAAAGAGCUAGAAAACUUUUUCCAAGAGCUGGAGAAGGCCAGAAAAGGCUCUGGCAUGAUAUCAAAGAGUGACAACUUUGGGGAGAAGAUGAAGGAGUUCAUGCAGAAAUAUGAUAAGAACUCGGAUGGGAAAAUCGAGAUGGCAGAGCUGGCGCAGAUCCUGCCAACCGAAGAGAAUUUCCUCCUAUGCUUCAGGCAGCACGUGGGCUCCAGCGCGGAGUUUAUGGAGGCUUGGCGGAAGUAUGACACAGACAGGAGUGGCUACAUCGAAGCCAACGAGCUCAAGGGAUUCCUGUCGGACCUGCUGAAGAAGGCAAACCGGCCGUAUGAUGAGCCCAAGCUGCAGGAGUAUACCCAGACCAUACUACGGAUGUUUGACUUGAAUGGGGACGGCAAGUUGGGCCUCUCUGAGAUGUCCCGACUCCUGCCCGUUCAGGAGAACUUCCUGCUGAAAUUCCAGGGCAUGAAGCUGACCUCACAGGAGUUCAAUGCGAUCUUCACAUUUUACGACAAGGAUGGAAGCGGCUACAUUGACGAGCACGAGCUGGAUGCCCUGCUGAAGGAUCUGUACGAGAAGAACAAGAAGGAAAUGAACAUCCAGCAGCUCACCAGCUACAGAAAGAGCGUCAUGUCCUUGGCCGAGGCUGGGAAGCUCUACCGCAAGGACCUGGAGAUCGUGCUGUGCAGCGAGCCCCCCGUGUAAAGUGGGGAAGCAGGGGCUGCACCCCACCUCCCCCAGACCCUGCCCCUGCUGCCCCGACACUUCUACCCGGACCCGGAGCUCAUGAGCACCCCUGCCCUGUCCCUGCACCCCGCACCCCAGGAAUAGAGAGCUUGAGGACGGGCCGCUGGGGGCCUCCCAGGAGCCUCUGACUCAGUCCUGCCCAGGCAGACGCUCUGCCCACUGUGGUCACUGCCUGCACGGAAGUAUUGGGGCACAGCGGGGAGGGCCCCGGCUCUCUCCGCUGUGAUGCAUGGGUUCCUUUGCUGUAUGAUUUCGGCUUCUGUGUCUAACCGAGUGGACUCUUCCCUCUCGCUCCCCUCUGCCUUCCACUCGUGCUGCCGCUCACCCCAAAAGUCCAAGUUCCACCUGCCACCUGCUAAUGGAGUAGCUGCCUUCUUCAGCCUUUCCUUGCCUCUGUGCUCUGUGUGCACCUUUUCUCUUUGGGUUUCUUGUUUUACCAAAGAAGAGUUUACAGACAAUAAAAUGAAAAUGUUCUGC
Messenger RNA from Nycticebus coucang (slow loris), 1409 nucleotides. It is a transcript of the gene CALB2, whose product is annotated as calbindin 2. The record is from RefSeq and is a predicted model, not a curated record. Lineage: Eukaryota; Metazoa; Chordata; Mammalia; Primates; Lorisidae. The transcript is spliced from 11 exons. Gene Ontology annotation, molecular function: calcium ion binding. The coding region runs from base 75 to 890 and encodes 271 amino acids. Gene Ontology annotation, cellular component: synapse; terminal bouton; cytosol. Gene Ontology annotation, biological process: regulation of long-term synaptic potentiation; regulation of presynaptic cytosolic calcium ion concentration.